Molecule: messenger RNA, 1656 nt
Organism: Saccostrea cuccullata (small rock oyster)
Lineage: Eukaryota; Metazoa; Mollusca; Bivalvia; Ostreida; Ostreidae
Exons: 3
Coding region: 1-1215 (404 amino acids)
Source: RefSeq, a predicted model, not a curated record
AUGAUCAUUUCAGGCAACAGUAUCGCAGGUCUUCGGCAAAAACUUCUGGAGCGUCUUCUGAUGAACAAUCAACUACAACAAAUGACCGGGCAAGGAUUAGGAAAUACCAUGAACAUCGGAGGUGGAUCUUUAACUUCUCCAUCUCUGGGGAGCGGUUUAAAUGCAGGUUUGAUGACAGGAGGCGGACUAACAACUACUGGUGGGUUGGGUAGUCCUAGUCUCAGUUUAUUGGAUUCCGGGGGACUGCUCGGGAGGGGCACUCAAACCCCCUCCCUUAAUGUGGCCUCUCUACUGGAUUCCAUGUCGGCUCCUAGAGCUCAGAUCUCACAGCCAACUAAAGUGCUAACCAGAACAGCAGCCAUUCAAAGUCUACAGAGAAGGUUGGACGCUCUUAGAGGAAACACACUACCGGAGACGCAAGGAGUGCUAAAAAGUGGGAUAGGAUUUCAAACACCUACAAGAGAUCAAGGCUUGAAAGAGAAUAUCAUCAGACAAACACGUACAGAAACGCCAAAUGCUUCAGUGAAAAUCACAGUUAAACGAACAACUAAAACAUCAGGAGCAGGAAAAGCCAGUAAAGCUAACACUCCAUCAAUACUACCUGCAGCUACAGACUCUUUCAGUGCAGCUUCUCUGUUAAACAAUAUCCCAAGGGCCCCUUCAAUAUUUCAGUCAGCCCCUGUUGCACCUGUACAGCAAGUAACGCUGCCUAAAAUACAGACCCCACCUGCAGCUCUGGUUCAAAAAACUUUACCAACAAAAGCAACACAGACAGCAAACCUUGCUGCUGCUGCUGCUGCUUCUGCUGCUUCUGCUGCUGGAGCAGCAUCAGCCAUUAAUUCAGUGUCGUCAGUAGCGGCGGCCAAGUCCAUGCAAAACCAGAUUUCAGACAUGAUGGACACGCGGAUGGAUAUGAUAGGUGAUAUGGCGGAAGCGGGAAUGUUAGGCGGUGGAAUGAUGGGACUUGGAGGUCUGAGUGCGAUGAACAGUUUGGGUGGAUUAGGAGGUUUGGGAUCUAUGGGCGGUUUGGGCGGAUCUAUGGGAUCUAUGGGAGCGAUGGGAAUGGGAGACAUGAUGGGAUCACUCGGGGGUAUGGGAAUGGCGGGUCUUGGGAUGGGGGGAUUAGGGAUGGGUAAUUCCCUGAUGGGUGGGGGACUGGGUGGGUUGAUGGGAGGGGGGUUAGGGGGUCUAGGGAUGAUGGCUGCUUUCUCAUGAGAUACAUUCGAAGGAAAAUCACUGUCUACACAUAUAUUUCUCCCAAAUGUUCUAAUAUUAUUGAGAGAAAUUCUAAGACGAUAAAAAACAAAUAAAUUAUCAACUUUUGGUAACAAUUUCUUUGAUGGGAUAAGAAAAUGCAACUCUUGCAAUUCAGAAAGAGCAAUAACCAGCGAAUGGAAAAUGAAUGUGAAAAAAGUGUGACAGAAUUAAUGUACCAACCCUUCAUAAUGAGACAUUACUCUAUAGAACACAAAUAUAAAUCAUUUUCGUCACUACCUAUCAUUUUCUGGACAUUAUAUCCACGCAUCCCUUCGUCAUAGAUGAAAUUAUUAUAGCCAUAAAUGGACAGUAAAAAGCAUUUAUGAAUGAACUUGACAGAAGCACUGACAUUCAGUUUUAAUCUAAUUGUUUUGUAUUUUACAUCAAUUGAUGAAAAGU